CCUGGAGAAUAAAACAGGAGGAACAAGGAGAGUUUAUUGAAGAAAGUGAGGAUAAUGAAGAAUUAAAUGAAGUUCAGGAGAAAAAUGAUGUCAAAACUGGAGAGAAACAUUUGAGUUGCCCUCAAACCAAACAGAAAGAUUUAAAGAAAAGAGGAGCCAAGAAAUCUUUUACCUGCACUCAGUGUGGAAAGAGUUUGACGAGCAAAUAUAAUCUUGAUGUUCACUUGAGAGUUCAUACUGGAGAGAGACCAUUCACUUGUGAUCAGUGCGGGAAGUGUUUCACACAAUCGUUAAGCCUUAAGGUACACAUGAAAAUCCACACUGGAGAGAAACAGUACAAGUGUUCACACUGUGACAAGAGAUUCAGUCGAUCAGGAGACCUGAAGAAACACAAGUUAGUCCACACUGGAGAGAAACCACACACAUGUGAUCAGUGCGGGAAGAGUUUCACACAAAAAGGAAGCCUCACGGCGCACAUGAGAGUUCAUACAGGAGAGAAACUGUUCAUAUGUAAUCAAUGUGGAAAGAGUUUUGCACACUUGACACACCUUAAGGAUCACAUGAACAGCCACACUGGAGAGAAACCUUAUAAGUGUUCACACUGUGACAAGAGAUUCACUCGGUCAGGACACCUGAAGAAACACAAGGUAGUCCACACUGGAGAGAAACCGCACACAUGUGAUCAGUGCGGGAAGAGUUUCUCACAAAAAGGAAACCUUAUGACACAUAUGAGAGUUCAUACAGGAGAGAAACGGUUCAUAUGUAAUCAAUGUGGAAAGAGUUUUGCACACUUCGCAAACCUUAAGGUACACAUGAACAUCCACACUGGAGAGAAACCUUACAAGUGUUCACACUGUGACAAGAGAUUCACUCGGUCAGGACACCUGAAGAAACACAAGGUAGUCCACACUGGAGAGAAACCGCACACAUGUGAUCAGUGCGGGAAGAGUUUCUCACAAAAAGGAAACCUUAUGACACAUAUGAGAGUUCAUACAGGAGAGAAACGGUUCAUAUGUAAUCAAUGUGGAAAGAGUUUUGCACACUUCGCAAACCUUAAGGUACACAUGAACAUCCACACUGGAGAGAAACCUUACAAGUGUUCACACUGUGACAAGAGAUUCAUUCAGUCAGGAUACCUGAAAACACAUGAGAGGAUCCACACUGGAGAGAAACCGUACACAUGUGAUCAGUGUGGGAAGAGUUUUGCACGAAAAGGAAGCCUUAUGACACAUAUGAGAGUUCAUACAGGAGAGAAACUGUACACAUGUAAUCUUUGUGGAAAGAGUUUGAAAUGCAAAUAUAGGCUUGAUGGUCACAUGAGAGUUCAUACUGGUGAGAAACCAUACACUUGUCAUCAGUGCGGGAAGUGUUUCACACAAUCAGUACAUGUUAAAGAACACAUGAGCAUCCACACUGGAGAGAAACCGUACACAUGUGAUCAGUGUGGGAAGAGUUUUGCACGAAAAGGAAGCCUUAUGACACAUAUGAGAGUUCAUACAGGAGAGAAACUGUACACAUGUAAUCUUUGUGGAAAGAGUUUGAAAUGCAAAUAUAGUCUUGAUGGUCACAUGAGAGUUCAUACUGGUGAGAAACCAUACACUUGUCAUCAGUGCGGGAAGUGUUUCACACAAUCAGUACAUGUUAAAGAACACAUGAGCAUCCACACUGGAGAGAAACCUUAUAAGUGUUCACACUGCAACAAGAGAUUCGAUAGGUCAGGAGACCUGAAAAAACACGAGAGGAUCCACAUUGGAGUGAAACCUUAUAAGUGUUCACACUGCAACAAGAGAUUCAGUCAUUCAUCAAGUCUGAAAACACAUGAGAGGAUCCACACUGGAGUGAAACCUUAUAAGUGUUCACACUGCAACAAGAGAUUCAGUCAUUCAUCAAGUCUGAAAACACAUGAGAGGAUCCACACUGGAGAGAAGCCGUAUCACUGCACUGCAUGUGGGAAGUGUUUCAAUCGUUCAUCUGCUCUACACAGUCAUACAAAACACAAUCACAGUAACUAGAUCAUCUUCAGAUCCAGCACUUUCAGAUCUGAUGCUGCCUUCUCAAACUUGAAACAAUAAUGCAUUAAGCAAUAGAAUAUCAUCUGGAUUAAUCUGUUCUAACCAGUCAUUACAAGUGAUAUGACAAAGAAACAUUAUCUAAAGUUUUCACAGUAAAUAAAGUUUAUCUUCAUCUUCAAAA
Sinocyclocheilus grahami is the source of this 2193-nucleotide messenger RNA. Its product is annotated as gastrula zinc finger protein XlCGF57.1-like. The coding region runs from base 309 to 2012 and encodes 567 amino acids. Gene Ontology annotation, cellular component: nucleus. The record is from RefSeq and is a predicted model, not a curated record. Gene Ontology annotation, biological process: regulation of transcription by RNA polymerase II. Gene Ontology annotation, molecular function: RNA polymerase II cis-regulatory region sequence-specific DNA binding; DNA-binding transcription activator activity, RNA polymerase II-specific. The transcript has 2 exons. NCBI's taxonomy places the organism in Eukaryota, Metazoa, Chordata, Actinopteri, Cypriniformes, Cyprinidae.